AUGUCGCAAGAUAAGUUAAAUAGCAGUAAUGAAGAUUUAAUAAGUAGUAAGGAUAAAGAUGGAAAAGACGUUUCAUUUUUUGACAAUACAAUUGAUAUCUCAAGUGAAAAUGAAUAUCCUGUGAACUCUAAUACUAAAGUGGAUGAAAAAAAGGAGGUGAUGCCAAGCAAAAGUGAUGGUGGUGAUGAAAAGAAAGAAACAAGUGAUAAUAAUGAAAAAAAUAUUUUGACAAAAAGCAAUAAUAAAAGCUUUAUGGAAAUUGAAGUUAAACGAGAUAAAAUGCGAUGGAUGUACAUGUCUGAAUUGGGUGCAAUUUUUGGGGAGGACAAGCAUUCUCGUGAUAGUUUUGUGAAACUUUUUUGUACUCGAGAAACCUUGUUUAAUGUGUUUAAGCUUUUUGAUUAUGAAAGCAAUGAAAGUCUGAAACAAGACCAAUGGAUUGAAAACAUUAAAGGAAGAUUAAUUGAUGAAAAACAAAUUGAUUUUGCUGAACAGCUUGAAUCGGUUGCUUAUGUUAUAUGCGGUGAAAAUAUCGUAACGUUCGAUGAUUUUGUGCAAAUAUGGAAUGCCAAAGGAAUACUUGAUAAAUUUUAUCGGCUUAUUGACGUUGAAGGUGUGAACGCGGUUUCAACAACACAAAUUAAUGAAUGCGUUUCAAACUUAACCAACUCAAGACCAAGAACCGGAUUUGAUAAUGCAUCAUUAGAAAAAUUAGAGCAAUUGUUUCGCAAAACAGUUGGUGAUGGCAAAGAAAUCAAGCGAGAUGAUUUCAAAAAAAUUGUUAUCUCAAAGAAUCCAUUCUUUACUGAGCGAGUCUUCCAAAUCUUUGAUAAAGACAAUUCAGGAACAAUAUCGCUACAAGAGUUCAUUGAUUCGAUGCAUCAAUUUUCGGGACAAUCAACUGAAAAUAAGAUUAAAUUCUUGUUCAAAGUUUACGAUUUGGAUGGUGAUGGUUUAAUUCAGCAUGAAGAACUGCAACACGUUAUGCGAGCGUGUAUGGAUGAAAACGGAAUGAAAUUUAGCGAGACUCAGAUUGAUGAUCUUACUAGAGCUAUGUUUGAUGAUGCAGAUCCUGAUAAUAAUGGAGCUAUUACGUACGAAGCAUUGACAAAUCAAUUAACAAAGCAUGGUGGUUUACUUGAGAAUUUAAGAUGGUUAAUAGUAUUUUAUGGUACUUGGCACACCCUUAUGCAUCUCAUCAAUUUCAGUUUCGUUGUCGUCUCUGACCCUGUGAUCAACAAAGCAAAUUACACAUUAGCUCAAUGGUUUUUCACCUCAACACCUGGGUUAUUUGGGUUCAUCAGUGGCUGGGCUAAUCCAACAGGCGAUUAUGUCUUUAUUAAUAUUCCAACAAUAGCAAAAUAUGAAUGGCAUCCAUUUACUUUAAGCAGUGCACCUGAAGAUAGUGAUCAUAUUGGUUUGCACGUUAGAGCUGUGGGUGAAUGGACAAAUCGUUUGCUUAAUUUCUUCCAAAUUGAACAAGAACGCCUACAUAAUGGAGAAGUUUUACCUUAUGAUGAACAAACUCAUGGAAAGAAUAUGGAAAUGCAAGAAAUGAUUAAAGAUUCAUAUCACAAGUUGAAUGAAAAAACGGACGGUAAAAAUAUGAGACAAAACAUUAUGCUUUCUAUGGAAUUAUCUCCAAAUAAAGCUUUGAAUAAAGGUCCUGUGGAAAAAUCUGCAUCUAUGUCUGCAAUAACAAUGAACAAAGAAAAAAACAAACAUGAAACUAUUCGUUCUGGAUCUGAAAAUUCCUUCAAUGCUAAGAUCAUAUCAAUAGCUCAAAAGAAUAUUCAAUCAUUAGAGCAGGCUUACCACAGUCCACAGAAUAAAACGAUCGCUCAGAGUUUUCGUUACAUGCGUAAUAAACCUACAAUUAUUGCAUUUUCAACGCCAAGUUUGGAAUCUUAUGAAGUUAAUAAAAAACUUGACGAAUUGAAUCCAUCAAAAUCUGCAGAAGAAGGCAGCAAUCAUAUCGCUGUAAACUUCCCUGUUGGAAAACCAUUAGAAAUAUUCAUCGAUGGACCAUACGGGGCCCCAUCAAGUCAUAUAUUCCGCGCACAACAUGCUGUAUUGGUUGGGACAGGAAUUGGUGUUACUCCAUUUGCUUCUAUUUUACAGUCUAUCAUGCAUCGAUACUGGAAAGCUCGUCAUGUCUGUCCAAAUUGCGACUAUUCGUGGGCAUCUGAUAUUCCAUCAACGGUUAUGAACUUGAGAAAAGUCGACUUCUUUUGGAUCAAUAGAGAUCAAAGGUCAUUUGAAUGGUUCGUCAACUUGUUAUCUCAGCUGGAAAUAGAGCAAGCUGAAUUGGGUGGUGCAAUGGAAAGAUUCUUAGAUAUGCAUAUGUAUAUUACAUCAGCUCUUCAGAAAACUGACAUGAAGGCAGUAAGUCUGCAGCUGGCUCUUGAUUUGUUGCACGAAAAAGAGAAGCGAGAUUUGAUUACAGGAUUAAAAACAAGGACCAUAGCUGGCAGGCCGAAUUGGGAUAAAGUGUUCAAAAAGAUUCAGGACCAAAAGAAAGGAAAGGUUACGGUUUUCUAUUGUGGUCCCCCACAACUUGCUAAAACUCUUCGACAAAAGUGCGAACAGUUUGGUUUUAUGUUUAGAAAGGAAGUGUUUUAA
Chironomus riparius is the source of this 2622-nucleotide messenger RNA. NCBI's taxonomy places the organism in Eukaryota, Metazoa, Arthropoda, Insecta, Diptera, Chironomidae. The record is from the annotation of a GenBank genome assembly.